This is a messenger RNA of Sciurus carolinensis (gray squirrel), 2340 nucleotides long. It is a transcript of the gene C5H10orf95, whose product is annotated as chromosome 5 C10orf95 homolog. The coding region runs from base 170 to 805 and encodes 211 amino acids. Lineage: Eukaryota; Metazoa; Chordata; Mammalia; Rodentia; Sciuridae. The transcript is spliced from 2 exons. The record is from RefSeq and is a predicted model, not a curated record.
GCUGAGGCAGGGUAUGUGGAGAGCACCGAACAAGCGGUGGAGAGAAGCCUCGUUCUGGACCCCUCUGGCUACCCUAAAUGCUGGAGACUAACUCCCCAAGGCUGAAGGAGACAGGUCUGGCUCAGGAUGAAGCCCCAGUAAAAAAGGCCCGCCGCCUGAGGUUCAAACCAUGUACUCUUACGUCUGCCUGCCGCCCGGGGAGAGCGUCUGGCCUCCGCUGCAGCCCCUCUCCUACGCCUACCUGCCCGCCCCGCUGCUGCUGCCGCCCAUCCAGGCCCACAACUUCUGCAGCCGGCCAGCGAGCCUGAGCGUGGGAGAGUGGGCGGCCCCGCGAGAAUACCACCGUUUUUACGGCCCGGGCGCAUCUCUGUUCGCCGCUCCGCCCUGCUGGGCCUUCCCACCAGCCUACGCCGCGGCCCUUGGCUCUGCGGUCCCUGCCGCCCGCGUCGUGGGGUCGUCGCUGCAGGAAUCCGCAGCCGAGAGCUGGGCACCGUGGCCCGAGGGUGGCAGUAUACAAACGGAACUGCGCUGGGGCCGCGUGGAGCGCCCGCACGGCCAGGGCCUGCAGCUGCCGCACUUCGUUUGCCGCGAGCUGCGGCGCGUGUACGGCACGUACCCGCGCACCGACGUGCGCGUCACCUACAGCCGCGGCGAGUUCCUGGUGCAGGCGGCGCCGCGCGUCGGCAAACCGGAGUACCGGGUGGAAAGGCGCGUGCUGCGUCGGCCUGAUAGCCGCGACAGCAGCAGCCCAGCCCGGGAAGCCGUGGAGCGCGGCCGCCCCAAGAAGCCGAAAGGCCUCGGCUGAGCCGGGCGCCGGGCGCGGCUGUGCGAGCGCUUAACUCUGCCCGCCGCCAAUAAGCCCGGAAGACGCAGCGCCUGCGAGCCGGACCGGGUACCCUCGCACCUGGCUUUUGUAUUUGUUUGUUCGCUUUUUCCCCUGACAGUAGGACGACCCCCUCUCUCCGCACUUCGUUGAUUUCUCUCGUGUUAUUUGUGGACCGUGCGGGAAAGACGAGAAAGGAUUGAGGAUCUCUCCAGGUGUUCUGCACCUCCCUUCUAGGUGCUUUUGGGAAGCGGGGCAGUGAUGUAGCAGAUGAACCCGAGAAGAGCCUGAACUCUUUCUUCCCGCUCCCCAUCUGCCGUCCCCUAAGAAGCCUGGCAGGCAGUAAACCCUAAUUUUCCUUUCUACUCUUCCUUCUUCCAGUUCCCUCCCUACAAAGCUAAGGGAGCGACAACAAUCCCCAGUUUAUAGGGAAGAAAAAGAAAAAGCCUGGCACCUUGGCGUAGGCCUGUAAUCCCAGCGGGUCAAGAGGCUGAGACAGGAGGUUCACAGCCAGCCUCCACUAAGCAACUCAGUGAGAUCCUGUCUCCAAAUAAAAUACAAAAUAGGCCUGGGAAUGUGGCUUAGUGGCCGAGUGCCCCUGAGUUCAAUUCCCAGUACCAAAACAAACCAAACAAACAACAACAAAAAAAAAAGUGAAGUUGAAUGUAUGCUGCAGGUUCAUUUUUAUGUUCGGAAGUGGAUGUUUUGCCAUUUGUGCAAUGAGUCUUACACACAUGUAAGGAGGUGUGUGUGUGUAAGUUAGAGUGGCCCUCUUGAGAAAGUGUGCACCCUGACCACUCAACCUGGCUCUGCACUUCAGUAGGUCCCCUCCGCUUUAGCAUGCCUAUGCCCUUUUCUAGUCUUCCCACUACCCACAGAGGCUGAGGACACAUGCUCUGCUAUUGGAGUGUGGUGGGCAUGAGUGGCAAGUGGUGCCUGAGACCCUAGGUUGAGGGCUAUCUCUGACAUUUUCUAACCAUGUAUCUGUAGCCUCUCUGAACUUCAGUUUCUUUAUCUGUAAAAGAAGCAUAAAAAUAACCAAGUUAAGAUGAUUGUCAUUUCUUCUAAGUUUUACUAACUGUCUAAAACUCUAAAACGCUUACUUAACUGAGGUUUGCAGUAUUCUAGGAGUUUGCUGGAGGAUUAGGCCACACAUUCAAUUUAACUGGAAUAUAGCCAGAUCAUGUGAUUUGAUGUCCAAUCUGUAGGAAUUUGACCUCUUGUGGAAUUGCUUUUCUUGGAUAUCCAUUUGUAGCUGACCAAUAGCUUCCUGGGUAUACAGGUAUGUUAUUGAGGCUCUUAACCACCUGAUUGCUGUAUUUGUGAGCUUCAUGGAGAAGUUCCCUCAAACCUCAGAAUCUGGAAAAGGUGUUUCUCCUGAUCAAUGGCUUGCUUUAUCUUUUUGUUUUUGUUUUUGGUACUGAGAAUUGAACCCAGGGAUGCUUUACCACUGAGCUACAUCCCUGACCCUUUUUAUUUUAUAUUUUGAGACAGGGUCUUGCUUAGUUACUGAGGCU